CGUGUUGUUGCGGAAAUGCCGCCGGGAAACGCUGGUAAUUCUCUAAUUCUCUACCAACAGUCUUUGACAGUUGCUUUCAUUGUUCAGAGUAGAUAUUCCUCACUGGCUUUGUGUUUGUAGCGCCGUCGUUUACUUGAAAAACGUAAGUUAUGGCAGCUCUAAAAUACGCAGGUAUGGACGAUACAGAUAGUGAGGAUGAGUUACCACCCGGAUGGGAAGAGAGAUCUACCAAAGAUGGUUGGGUCUACUAUGCAAGCCAUGAUGAGAUGAAGACACAGUGGGAACACCCCAAGACAGGAAAGAAAAAACGUUGUGCCGGAGAUUUACCGUAUGGUUGGGAGCAAGAAACUGAUGAAAAAGGACAGGUGAUUUAUGUUGAUCACAUUAACAAGCGGACCACAUAUUUUGACCCUCGUCAGGCAUUUACAGUAGAGGAUGUGGUGGUGAAGCCAAAACGGUAUGAUGGAAACACUGCUGCUCUGGAGAUCCUACAGGGUCGUGAUUUCUCUGACAAGGUUAUCCUCAUUACUGGCGGCAACUCUGGCAUUGGCUUUGAGACAGCCAGGUCUUUUGCUCUUCACGGUGCCCACGUGAUCCUGGCAUGUCGAAACCUGUCCCGGGCCAUCAAGGCAGUUAGCCUCAUUCAGCAGGAGUGGCACAAAGCAAGAGUAGAAGCCAUGAUGUGCGAUCUGGCCUCUCUCCGCAGUGUCAGGGAGUUUGCUGAGUCUUACAAGGCCAAAAAACUGCCCCUUCACAUUCUGGUGUGUAAUGCAGCAGUGUGCACUCAGCCCUGGAGAUUGACGGAGGACGGCCUGGAGUCCACCUUCCAGAUCUGCCAUCUAGGUCACUUCCUGCUCGUCCAGUGCCUGCAGGACGUGCUGCGUCGCUCGGCCCCCGCCCGUGUUGUGGUGGUAUCUUCUGAGUCCCACAGGUUCACAGACCUGUUAGACUCAUGUGCCAAGGUGGACUUGGCCCUGCUGUCGCCCACAAAGAAGGAGUACUGGUCAAUGCUGGCUUACAAUCGAGCCAAACUCUGCAACAUCCUCUUCAGCAAGGAGCUCCACCGCCGCCUCUCGCCGCACGGUGUCACCUCCAACGCGGUGCAUCCUGGGAACAUGAUGUACACCUCCAUUCACCGGAGCUGGUGGCUGAUGACCUUUCUCUUCUCUCUGGCCAGACCUUUCACCAAGUCUAUGCAACAAGGGGCGGCUACUACGGUGUACUGUGCCGUAGCGCCGGAGCUGGAAGGGUUAGGCGGCAUGUACUUCAACAACUGCUUCCGCUGCCUGCCGUCCAUCCAGGCCCAGGACCAGAGCAGCGCUUCCAGCCUGUGGGAGCUGAGCGAGCGCCUGGUUGCAGAGAGGUCAGCAGGCAUACAGGCUCUCUGAUGGACCGACGAGGAGGUGGAGGAGAUGGACUAGCCAAACAGGAAGGAUGGUGGGUCACUGUCAUGUCCAGUUAGGUAUGAACUGAAUAAAAGUUAACUGUACUGCACAAUACAAGAGAGCUGCCAAACCACGGAAGUCCAUCUGGAUAUGUCACAUUACUACGGGGGCUAAAACACACUACAUAAACAGUACAAGAGGGGGUUUCAUAUACACUACUGAAUAAAUUAAAGUUUGAGUUGUGUUCAGCUCUGCUGUGGUAGUUUACAAUGGGAGGUGUGGGACGGGAGAAGAUUUGGAAGGAUUUCAGGGAUCUCUUAAAGUUUGUUCUUUUCUCUGUUUGUCUCAGUAGCUUUUUAUAACGUUUUCAAGUCUUCAUUUCACAACUAUUUAAAAGAG
This is a messenger RNA of Perca flavescens (yellow perch), 1784 nucleotides long. RefSeq names its product WW domain containing oxidoreductase (gene wwox). Gene Ontology annotation, molecular function: protein binding. The transcript is spliced from 9 exons. NCBI's taxonomy places the organism in Eukaryota, Metazoa, Chordata, Actinopteri, Perciformes, Percidae. Bases 150 to 1388 code for a protein of 412 amino acids. The record is from RefSeq and is a predicted model, not a curated record.